AUCCAGUCAGGGUUGGAACCAUGGCGGUGACCAAGGAGCUCUUACAGAUGGACCUGUACGCGCUGCUAGGUAUCGAGGAGAAAGCAGCGGACAAAGAGGUGAAGAAGGCAUAUAGGCAGAAGGCCCUCUCCUGCCACCCAGACAAAAAUCCGGAUAAUCCCAGAGCAGCUGAGCUCUUCCACCAGCUUUCUCAGGCCUUGGAGGUACUGACCGAUGCUGCAGCCAGGGCUGCAUAUGACAAGGUCAGGAAAGCCAAGAAGCAGGCAGCAGAGAGGACCCAGAAACUUGAUGAAAGAAGGAAGAAAGUGAAGCUUGACCUGGAGGCCCGAGAGCGGCAGGCCCAGGCCCAUGGCAGUGAAGAGGAGGAGGAGAGCCGGAGCACCAGGACAUUGGAGCAGGAGAUUGAACGCCUUCGGGAAGAGGGUUCCCGGCAGCUGGAGGAACAGCAGAGGCUGAUCCAGGAGCAGAUACGCCAGGAACGGGAGCAGAGGUUGAGAGGAAAGGCAGAAAAUCCUGAAGGCAGAGGAACCCCCAAGCUAAAGCUAAAAUGGAAGUGCAAGAAAGAAGAUGAGUCAAAAGGUGGCUACUCCAGAGAUGUCCUCCUACAGCUUUUCCAGAAGUAUGGAGAGGUGCUCCACCUGGUGCUUUCCAGUAAGAAGGCUGGCACUGCCGUGGUGGAGUUUGCAACCAUCAAGGCUGCGGAACUGGCUGUCCAAAAUGAAGUGGGCCUGGUCGAUAACCCUCUGAAGAUUUCCUGGUUGGAGGGACAGCCCCAGGAUGUGGGGGGCCCCAGCCACCCAGGACUGUCACAGGGCUCAGUGCUGUCCGAGAGGGACUAUGAGAGCCUCGUCAUGAUGCGCAUGCGCCAGGCGGCUGAGCGUCAACAGCUGAUCACCCAGAUGCAGCGGGAGGAUGAGGUGGGGCAGCCCACGUAGCCUGCCUCCAGCCCACAGCCCACUCACCCA
Neomonachus schauinslandi (Hawaiian monk seal) is the source of this 965-nucleotide messenger RNA. RefSeq names its product DnaJ heat shock protein family (Hsp40) member C17 (gene DNAJC17). Gene Ontology annotation, cellular component: spliceosomal complex. The record is from RefSeq and is a predicted model, not a curated record. Lineage: Eukaryota; Metazoa; Chordata; Mammalia; Carnivora; Phocidae. The transcript is spliced from 11 exons. The coding region runs from base 21 to 935 and encodes 304 amino acids. Gene Ontology annotation, biological process: spliceosomal complex disassembly. Gene Ontology annotation, molecular function: RNA binding.